GGAGUGAUUAUUUUGAAGUGGGGGUUAAAGAUGGCGGCGGUGGAGAGCAGGCUGAAGCUUCACAAUCAUUCCGGGCUCAAUCGGAAAGCUGCUUCUACUUUUGGGCACAGUGUUCUUACUACUGCUGGGGCCAACGUGAAAUAAGACGAAGCGUGAGGAUUGCCACUCGGAUUGCAUCCGAUCACUUGCAAUAUAUAAUGUGGACAGUCAAUCAGGAAGGCCGGCUUCAGAUUGGAUGUGCAAAAAAAGGAGUUGGACUGAGCGUGUGAAUAUGGCCAUAUACACAGCUUUAUGUUUGUGUGGAUUUGGAAGAAGACAUGUAUCAUGAGAUGAGUGGCGAUGAGGCGGAAGAGCUGCUGGAGGAAGAGAUGGUGGCUGGGCCUGUUCCAAUUGUGGUGGCAGAUGAAGAUGAACACCAGUUUUCUGUGGAUGAGCAGGCGCUGGAGCGUGUCCUGCUGCAGGAACACGUCCGAGAUCUCAACGUGGUAGUGGUGUCGGUCGCCGGAGCCUUCCGCAAGGGCAAGUCCUUCCUGCUGGAUUUCAUGCUCCGAUAUAUGUACCACCAGAAAUCGUCCACAUGGCUUGGGGGAGAUGAUGAACCACUGACAGGCUUCACUUGGCGGGGGGGCUGUGAGAGGGAGACAACAGGAAUACUGGCCUGGAGCGAAGUGUUUGUGGUUGAUAAACCGGAUGGGACCAAGGUGGCGGUGCUUCUCAUAGACACACAGGGAGCCUUCGACAGCCAGUCCACCAUCAAGGACUGCGCCACCCUCUUCGCCCUCAGCACCAUGACCAGCUCUGUUCAGGUUUACAAUUUAUCUCAGAAUGUACAAGAGGAUGAUCUUCAACAUCUGCAGCUUUUCACAGAGUAUGGAAGACUUGCAAUGGAGGAAAUUUACCUAAAACCAUUCCAGUCACUAAUGUUUCUUAUAAGAGACUGGUGUUACCCAUAUGAACAUGAAUACGGCCAGGAAGGAGGAAAUGCUUUUCUAGAGAAAAGGCUGCAGGUGAAGCAGAACCAACACGAGGAGCUCCAGAAUGUCCGGAAGCACAUCCACUCCUGUUUCUCUAACAUCAGCUGCUUCCUGCUUCCUCACCCUGGCCUCAAAGUGGCCACAAACCCCCAUUUUGAUGGUAGAUUGAGAGACAUCGAUCCUGACUUUAAAAAAGCGCUCGUGAAUCUCAUCCCACUGCUGUUGGCCCCAGAGAACUUGGUGGAGAAAGAAAUCAAUGGUUCCAAAGUGACAUGUAGAGAUCUUGUACAGUAUUUCAAAGCUUACAUGAAAAUCUAUCAAGGAGAAGAGCUACCACACCCAAAGUCCAUGUUACAGGCAACAGCUGAAGCUAACAACCUUGCAGCAGUUGCAGGAGCCAAGGACGCGUACAUCAAAAGCAUGGAACAGGUGUGUGGAGGAGACAAGCCCUACAUUGCCCCAGCUGAUUUGGAGCGCAGCCAUGAGGAGCUGAAGCAGAGCUCCAUACGGCAGUUCCGCACCAUCAAGAAGAUGGGAGGCGAGGAGUUCUGUCGCCGCUACCAGGAGCAGCUGGAGGCCGAGCUGGACGAGGCUUAUGUCAACUUUGUCAAGCACAACGACGGAAAGAACAUUUUCUAUGCAGCGCGCACGCCGGCCACGCUCUUCGCCCUCAUGUUUGCCAUGUACGUGGUAUCGCUAGUGACGGGCUUUGUGGGCAUAAACUCUGUGGCAACGCUGUGCAAUCUGAUCAUGGGCGUGGCUCUGGUGUCUCUGUGCACCUGGGCAUAUGUCAAAUACUCAGGGCAGUUCCGUGAGGUGGGCAGCAUCAUCGACCAGGUGGCAGAGACUCUCUGGGAGCAGGUGUUUUGCAAGCUUUUUGAGGUUGCCAGGAACAAAGUGACGCAGAGCACGCUCCUGCCCGCUCAGCGAAACAGACUACCCUCAAACAACAAUGUGAAGAAGAAAAACUAGUCUCUACAUUCCCUUUCAUAAACUGCUGUUUCGGACUUGCUCAGCCCUGACGAGCGAGUGGCCUCCGCCACGCCGCGCUGGGUUUAAGAAGAAAAUGUGUACUCGGUUCUGUACAUUUGUAGAAUGCAAGAUGGCACUUUCAUCAUUAAGAUGUCUCAUUUUGUCAUGCUGACAUUUGUGUCUCAUGGAGGACUGAAGUAUGUGUGUUUUUUUUAAUUUUUAUUUUUUUUUGGGGGGGGGGAUUAUGACACGUGUUAAUGGUUUUUUUUUUUUUUUUUUUUUUUUGUGCGUUUCCAUCAUUCCCUCAGCUUGCAUGUCACUUCUGACCUUUCCAUGUUCUUUCCAUUCCUUAUUAUUCACCUGAUCAUUCCCAUAUCCCCUCCCCCCUCUUACUUUCGAUUACCUCUGCUCAGGUGUUGCGGCCUUUCGGUGAUUCAGUUUAUUUUGGGCUGAACUCCAUCCAAGCUUGCUUGAGUUGCCAAGUUACAGACAAACUGACGCUGCACCAAUCAUAGAGCCAAAGUUUACGCCGUUCUUAGUGCACAUUCUGUAGUGUGAGAGAUUUUUGUCUUUGAACACUUGAGACAUUGGCAUUAGCGUCUUUGCCACUAGUGGAAGACACUGGGAUUGGCCUUUUAGUUCAGGAACCUUGCUAAUGAGGUGGAUAGUUAAACUUGCCAUCCUACUCCACCCUCCCCUGUGGUAAAAUGGCACAUUUUAUACUUUAAUUUACUUUUCCACUGAAUAACACAAGGCACUUAAUGGUUACACUCAUAUUCAUAAUGUGCUAAAGGAAUCCGGCACUAUCUAUAGAUUUUAAUUGCACAUUUCUUUGUCAAUCUUGUUGUUUAAAUAAAUACAACACGUUUUAUUCAAGAUGUAUGACGUCUUAUGUUCCAGUGUUAGAUUGUGAGAUCACAUCCUAGAGGAAAAGGAUGAACCGUACCUAUAACGGUAGCAAAGUGAAAUUACUGUACAGUCGCUUCUUUAGGCCUACGUGCUGUCUCCCUGCUGUAUAAUAGAACAAAGCUUUGAUUCCAUCCACAAGGUGAUGGCUGACAUGUAUGCUAUCCUGUACAGCUCUGAUUUUUUUAAACUUGUCACAAAUGGGGCAUGUGUCUGGAAAAUAAAUGUAUAAUUACAAUUUUCUAUACUUUUUUUUUUUUAAUUUUAUUUUUUGUAGUUGGAACGACAUCGGUUUUGUGGUAGGCCGAUGUGCGCUUAAUUUAAAGGAAUGCUUUAGUGAUGUGUAAAUGUCAGAAGGAUGCAUUAUAUAUAUAUAUUUUUCUUUAUAUAUUAAUAUGCCUUGUGCAUCACAAUUCUACUCUUGCUGACCAAGCACUGGAAUGUUUAUAAUCUUUUUAGUUUUUUUUUUUUUUCUUUCUUUCCCCCUUUAAUUUAUUUUUUCAAUACAAUAUUAAA
Molecule: messenger RNA, 3368 nt
Organism: Neoarius graeffei (lesser salmon catfish)
Lineage: Eukaryota; Metazoa; Chordata; Actinopteri; Siluriformes; Ariidae
Product: atlastin-2-like
Exons: 14
Coding region: 318-1946 (542 amino acids)
Biological process (GO): endoplasmic reticulum organization; protein homooligomerization
Molecular function (GO): GTPase activity; GTP binding
Source: RefSeq, a predicted model, not a curated record